UCGAAAGUCAGAGGGGUGCUUAGGAGAGACCGAAUACUCGGGACAGAUUUGUGGGUAAGGGGCUUGGAGGGAGGAGAAGCGGGGAGGGGCGACAGGCGUAGUGCCAGGCGGGCGAGGAGACUUAGGAGAGAGAGAGAAGGGCGAAAGGAAUCCCUUGAAUAUCCAUUCCCAGACUUCAGGCCGUCGCUCCCAGUCAGUUGGCCCGGCCUCCCCCGGUUGCAACCCCAGCUCGGCAGGGUGAGAAGAUGGCUUCUCCCUCCAGACAGCCUCCCCUCGGGGGGUCAGGACUGCUUCAGGGAAGCCGGGCUCGUUCUUAUGGAAGCUUAGUGCAGUCGGCCUGCUCCCCAGUGAGGGAAAGACGCCUGGAGCAUCGCCUGGAGCCUGGAGACACGCUGGCCGGACUAGCCCUCAAAUAUGGGGUGACGAUGGAACAGAUUAAGCGAGCAAACCGCCUUUAUACUAAUGACUCCAUCUUCCUGAAGAAAACCCUCUACAUCCCCAUCCUGACAGAGCCCAGAGACCUGUUCAAUGGUUUGGAUUCUGAAGAAGAGAACGAUAGAGAGGACGAGGUACACCCAAGUAAGAAAGAAGUUUGUUCACACUCAGCUGAGAGGAAGAAACAAGAAACAGGUUCACGACGUGCCAAUGGUGAAGUCCUCCCCACACCUGGCCAGGAACCCCCCAUACCCAUCCAUGACCUCUCUGCCUCUGAUUUCCUUAAGAAGCUUGAUACACAGAUCAGCCUGUCCAAGAAGGCUGCUGCCCAGAAGCUGAAAAAAGGGGAAAGUGGGGUACCUGGGGAGGAUACAGGUCUCCACCUGAGCUCCCCUCGGAUGCAGCAACGAGCAGUCCUAGGUCCCGUGCCGCUGACCCGUACCUCUCGGACCCGGACACUUCGGGACCAGGAGGAUGAAAUCUUCAAACUCUGAUGUCCUGUGAACU
This is a messenger RNA of Carlito syrichta (Philippine tarsier), 942 nucleotides long. RefSeq names its product LysM domain containing 1 (gene LYSMD1). The transcript is spliced from 3 exons. Bases 246 to 929 code for a protein of 227 amino acids. NCBI's taxonomy places the organism in Eukaryota, Metazoa, Chordata, Mammalia, Primates, Tarsiidae. The record is from RefSeq and is a predicted model, not a curated record.